AAUCCGUGGAGGGCCUUCCAGGAGGGCAGUGACCUCGGCUUCACACCGCUCCCGAUGCUCACACAUCUCGAGCUCUUUAUGAACGCCGCACCGUGGAUGACACCGCUGCUCGCCGCGGCCUUCCCCGCGCUAACACAUCUCGCGCUCUUCGACUUAUGCCACCUGGACGUCAUUAAAAGCUUGCUAGAGACACAGCCGCGCCUCGCGGUGCUCGCGUUUGUUUACAUGGCCGAUCAGGCGUUUUGGGACCACGACCUGCUUAGGGCGCGCCUUGCGGAAGUAGGCGCUGACGAUCCUCGUUUUGCGAUCGUGGGGUUGACGGACUUUGAAUGCGACUGGGAGCGCGGCGCCUGGGGCGGACAAGACUACUGGUGUGUAGCAGAGGAAGACAUUGCCCGGAGACGCGCAGAGAAGUUUAAAUCACAUUCCUGA
This is a messenger RNA of Mycena indigotica, 432 nucleotides long. RefSeq lists its product as uncharacterized. NCBI's taxonomy places the organism in Eukaryota, Fungi, Basidiomycota, Agaricomycetes, Agaricales, Mycenaceae. The record is from RefSeq and is a predicted model, not a curated record. Bases 55 to 432 code for a protein of 125 amino acids. The transcript has a single exon.